This is a messenger RNA of Mustela erminea (ermine), 1444 nucleotides long. RefSeq names its product Fc fragment of IgG receptor Ia (gene FCGR1A). Gene Ontology annotation, molecular function: transmembrane signaling receptor activity. Gene Ontology annotation, biological process: regulation of immune response; cell surface receptor signaling pathway. NCBI's taxonomy places the organism in Eukaryota, Metazoa, Chordata, Mammalia, Carnivora, Mustelidae. The record is from RefSeq and is a predicted model, not a curated record. The coding region runs from base 161 to 1219 and encodes 352 amino acids. The transcript has 7 exons.
CGCCUUCGAACAGAGCGGCUGUGUGGCGUGGGAGAAAGGCCGGCGUGGAAAAGGACUGUUCCGGCCUAGCGUGCAGCUCAGCGGCUAAGAGCCUCCAGCAGAAACUCUUCAAUAUCUUGCACGUUUCAGACUUCACUACUCCGAUCAGCUGGGAGGUAACAUGUGGCUCUUGACAGCUCUGCUCCUUUGGGUGCCAGCUGGUGCGCAGAUCUCAGCGGACCCCUCAAAGGCAGUGAUCACCUUGCAACCUCCAUGGGUCAGUGUGUUCCAAGAGGAAAAUGUAAACUUAUGGUGUGAGGGACCCCAUUUACCUGGGGACAUCUCUACACAGUGGUUUCUCAAUGGCACAGCCAUUCACACCUUGACCCCCAGACACAGAAUUGCUGCUGCCAGUGUCAAUGACAAUGGUGAAUACAGGUGCCAGACAGGUCUUUCAGUGCCAAGUGACCCAGUACAGCUGGAAGUCCACAGGGAUUGGCUACUACUCCAGGUCUCUAGCAGAGUUGUCACGGAAGGGGAACCUCUGACCUUAAGGUGUCAUGGAUGGAAGAAUAAGACGAUAUACAAUGUGCUUUUCUACCAAAAUGGCAAGGUCUUUAAAUUUUCUACUGGGAAUUCUGAAUUCACCAUUCUGAAAACCAACCUGAGUCACAGUGGCAUCUAUCGCUGCUCAGCCAUGGGAAAGCAACGCUUUGAAUCAGCAGGAGUAAAUAUCACUGUAAAAGAGCUAUUUCCAGCGCCAGUGCUAAAAGCAUCUUUGUCAUCACCCAUCCUGGAGGGGCAUCUGGUCAACCUGAGCUGUGAAACAAAGUUGCUCCUACAGAGACCUGGUUUGCAGCUUUAUUUCUCCUUCUACAUGGGCAGCAAGACCCUGCUGAGCAGGAACACAGCCUCUGAAUACCAGAUACUAACUGCUACGAGAGAAGAUUCGGGCUUAUACUGGUGUGAGGCUACCACAGAAGAUGGCAGCGUGGUCAAGCACAGCCCCAAGUUGGAGCUUCAGGUGCUUGGUCUCCAGACACAACCUCCUGUUUGGUUUCACAUUCUUUUCUAUCUGGCAGUGGGAAUACUGUUUUUGGUGGACACCAUUUUCUGUAUGAUUAUAUAUAAGGAACUGGAAAGAAAGAAAAAGUACAAUUUAGAAGUCUCUUUGGACUCCGGUCAAAAGAAAAGAGUAAAUUCCUGCCUUCAAGAAGAGAGGUAUUUAGAAGAGCCAUAAUGUCAUGAACAAGAGCACUGCAAGAAAGGACAUACCAGAAGCCCCUGGAAGGAGGGCCGUAGCAGUGGCCCAGCUGGUGCCCACGGACCCAGACAGUCCCUCCCCUUCUUCUCUGUGCAAGCACUGGGGUGCAACCAUUCCAAAGUUUAAAGACAUCAAAACUGUGACUCUCAUGACAUCUGAUUAACUCUGAAAUAAAAUAAACAAUGAGCUGACUUAAGUGGA